Acromyrmex echinatior (Panamanian leafcutter ant) is the source of this 2053-nucleotide messenger RNA. RefSeq names its product Protein stand still. The record is from RefSeq and is a predicted model, not a curated record. Lineage: Eukaryota; Metazoa; Arthropoda; Insecta; Hymenoptera; Formicidae.
CUAUCCAGCAAGAAACAAGCUGACAUCUUCAUUCCUCAGUAUCGCCAACACCAACCGACUACAACUAACUUCAACAGAACGUGUUGAUUUACUGGUAGUAACAUGGAGGUUAAAAGUGAUUAUUUCAUCGGUUAUGCGCAUCAAUUGGAACAUUGGAUAUCUACGGAUUUAUUAAAAUAUAAAAAAAAUGUGUAGCCACCACACAUGGACAGUAGGAAAGAUUAAAAAAUUAUCGAAAGCAAUUAUUGUUUGCUUACGUAUUUACGGACAACAGAGAUGCAUAUGGAGCAUUCACAGUUUCCUACUUGGACAGCCCGUCCCUAGCGAUGCACGAACAUAACCAAAUGUAACCUUGAUCGACAAGCUUAUUCUGGCUGUAUUAUUCAGACGGAAUAGGAUCUUUGUUUGUAUACACCGUCUGCCUUGCAGAGUGAGACUUGGAUAUACAAUCCAUUGUUAUAGAAAGUUUCACACAGGACUAUAAGAACAAAAUGGAAACGUUCGAGGCAUAUGAUGAGUCUAUGGUUACCGCAGCAAAUUAUCAGUGUGACAUUGUUCAAACUGUGAACAAUCAUGCGCCCAAGGAAGAAAUAGAAGUACGGAAUAGAGAGAAUCAUGAUACGUUGACGUUGCAACAGCAACAGACGGAGCAGAUGCAUCAGGUGACACAGAUCGAGUCGAAUAUCCAACAGAAAGCAACUGCGGUUCGAUUGCCUGCUUUAUUGGAUGGAGAGUACUUCCAGGUGAUCAGGGUGGAAGACACUAACGUUACGGUACGUUGUCAGCAGUGUAUGAAAUUGCUCAACGGCAAUCUGAAGUCCACUGGGAAUUUUCUCAGUCAUGUAAAGCGAUUGCAUCCUUCUUUGAUGUCCAAAAUAAGGUGCAAAUCUAGUCAGAGGAAACCCGCUAUAUAUGUCAACUCGACGUUACCUGAUAAAUGCUCCGAAAUAAUGCCGGGAAAGCGUGCAGCGGUACAAAAUAAGAAGCGCUGUAAAACGCAGGAGGAAUGUACGGCCGAAAAGAACGAAUCUUACGAACAACAUACAGAUUGGAACGACACAUCGUUAAUCCGGGGAUCCGACGAGUCGGAAUCAGCAGAUCCAUCUCUAAGAAUAUCACAUAAUAAUUCAUUUAUAAUGGAGGAUGAGUACGAUGCAAUCGGUCGCAACGUUGCUGCCAAACUCAGGAAUAUGAGACUGGACCAAAGAAUAAUAGCUGAGAAAUUGUUGAACGACAUUUUAUUUGAGGCUCAGCUCGGUAAUCUUCACAGAGAUUCGAGUAUUCACGUGUGAGAAUAAAAUGUACAACGACCUGUGUCGAUAUUAUAUAUCUUCUAGUAAAUAUCGUGAAAGAACGAAUCCGAUUUGACGAAAAGCGACGUGAUAAAUACAGUUAUCUGAUUAAUUAUAUAACGCGCAUAUUGGUAUGUGUGUGUGCGUAAAGAUUGCGCGCUUGCGAAUGAAUGGACAAUUUUUGUUAAUAAUAUUAGCGAUUAUAUUGAAAGACGAAUACUUUAUACUUUUGUGAUAUAUCUUGUAAUCUUCUACAUGAUCAUCCCGAGAUCAUUAUAUUUGGAUUUUCAGACGAAAACGAAAAAUCUAAUUAUUCCGAUAAAUUUGUAUCAGAUGGCUGAUCACGAUUAUGCUUUCUUCUUGGAUAGCAAUACAGUCUGGAUGUUCGGCAAAACACCACCUUGAGCAAUUACAUUGGUCAACAGCUUGUUCAAUUCCUCGUCAUUGCGGACGGCGAGUUGCAGGUGACGCAGGAUUCUAGUCUGUUGUUGUCACGAGUAGUCAACUUCAAAAUUUCAGCGGCCAGAUAUCCCAUGACUCCAGGUAAAUCAGUGCACCAGUUCAGCGCAGUUCUUUCCUCAGAUAGAUACGAUUCACGGGGAACUGCAAUCUCGUCCUAUUAAAACGGGACUUCGCCUUUCUCUCGACUUUGCCAAUAAUGAUUUCAGAGCGAUAUACAUACAAGCGUAUAUCCCAGCAAAUGAGAAUGGAUUAAAAUGGAUUGAAAUUUUUUUCUAUUCGAAUGCGUAUUUUAAAUAGCG